Caenorhabditis elegans is the source of this 912-nucleotide messenger RNA. The record is from the annotation of a RefSeq genome assembly. NCBI's taxonomy places the organism in Eukaryota, Metazoa, Nematoda, Chromadorea, Rhabditida, Rhabditidae.
AUGCGUGCACUUCCACCGGAAAUUAUUACGAAAAUUACGAAUAAACUAGAUCCAAUAGACCGCCUUAUAGCUCGGAGGGUUUCACGAAAAAUUCGGGCUAUUAUUGAUUACCAAGUAUUUCAAAUUUCCACAAUUAGUAUGAAAAUAGGCGACAAAAAAUCGACGUUAAAAAUUGAUGCCAGUACGAUAGAAUAUCUCCCUGUUGGUGAUGAUUGUCUUGCCAAAUAUGGAAGUCAUGAGAAGAAAGUUGUUGGAAAAAGUCAUCUAGAUAUUAUUCUUAAUGACUUCUCGACAUUGGUGUCUAAUCUGAAAUUCCGUCUGGAGGAAUUCACAUUUCUACUCGGCAGUUUUUGGAUAAGUGAAGUUCGAACAAACUGCUGUAAUUAUUUGAAAAAUAUCCUACGAACCUGGCGAAAUCAAAAUACUAAAAUAGUAUCUAUGAAUAGUAUUUCGAUUAAUCAAGUGAUUCCGAUUUUAUCGCAGUUCAACGCAGAAAAACUUGAAGAAUUGCAUUUGAAUAUUCUUUAUCAAAAUUGGGACUUAAUCAAUGAAGAUCUAGAAAUUGUGAAACUGGAUCAAUGGAAAAAUUGAAAGAUUUUAAGUAUCAAUAUGGAUUGCAAACUACGAAUUCCAAUUGAGACCCUGUUACAUUUUCGUCGUUUCUGUGUCAGUUUACGCCAAUUUGUGAGAGAAGAUGCCAUCAAAAUAAACAAUGUUCUAAUGAAAUCCCCUAAAUUUGAAUUUUGUCACAUUGAAUCUAUAAUCCCUCAUCCAAUGGAUUUUGCACCCAUUUUCGACAAAAACUAUGCUGGUAGAAUUCCUUUGGAGAUUGAAUUUAAAACUUUUGAUUAUCAAUUUUUUAUUCAGCUUGGAAGUCAUUUUUUAAUCAUCGAAAAAGUUAUAAACAAAUAA